Molecule: messenger RNA, 5753 nt
Organism: Cuculus canorus (common cuckoo)
Lineage: Eukaryota; Metazoa; Chordata; Aves; Cuculiformes; Cuculidae
Gene: LYPLA1
Product: lysophospholipase 1
Exons: 9
Coding region: 62-754 (230 amino acids)
Biological process (GO): protein depalmitoylation
Cellular component (GO): cytoplasm
Molecular function (GO): carboxylic ester hydrolase activity; palmitoyl-(protein) hydrolase activity
Source: RefSeq, a predicted model, not a curated record
CCCCCCCGCCUCCCCGCUUCUCCUGGCCGCUGUCCCGCUGGCCUCCUCGGCAUCCCGGUGUAUGUGCGGCAACAACAUGUCGGCUCCGCUUCCCGCCAUCGUCCCGGCCGCUAGGAAGGCGACGGCCGCCGUCAUUUUUCUCCACGGAUUGGGAGAUACUGGGCAUGGAUGGUCAGAAGCCCUUGCAGGUAUCAAAAGCCCCCAUGUAAAAUACAUUUGCCCACAUGCGCCAGUCAUGCCAGUUUCUUUGAACAUGAACAUGUCUAUGCCAUCAUGGUUUGAUAUCAUUGGACUUUCUCCAGAUUCACAGGAAGAUGAAGUUGGGAUCAAGCAGGCAGCAGAGAAUGUUAAAGCACUAAUAGAUCAAGAAGUAAAGAAUGGAAUUCCUUCUAAUAGAAUUAUUCUGGGAGGCUUUUCUCAGGGAGGUGCUUUAUCAUUGUAUACAGCUCUUACAACACAUCAAAAAUUAGCAGGUGUUGUAGCCCUUAGCUGUUGGCUUCCUCUGCGGGCUUCUUUUCCUCAGGGCCCUAUCAGUGGUGUCAACAAGGAGAUUCCUGUUCUUCAGUGUCAUGGGGACUGUGACCCAUUGGUUCCUUUAAUGUUUGGUUCUCUCACUGUUGAGAAGCUAAAGAGUAUGAUAAAUCCAGCCAAUGUGACCUUCAGGACUUACUCUGGCAUGAUGCAUAGCUCAUGCAUUGAGGAGAUGAUGGAUGUAAAACAAUUCAUAGACAAACAUCUACCUCCUGUAGACUGAAACGAUACGCGAGAAGCCUUCUUUAUAAAUACACCAGCAUCAACUGUGGUAGAGUGUUAAUCUUUUCAUAUGCCUGAUAGGAAGCAUUACUUCUGUACCUGCAGUGUUACUACUGUGUUGCAAAUUUAUACUUAGGAUGAGAUUAAAUAAUGCACAUGUACAAGAAAUGAUAAUCUUUUUAGUAUUAAUUGUCCACUGGUGAUACUGUAUGAAUGAGGCAGCUAGGUAACAAUGACAGGAUGUAACCUAAGCAUAGUGUUGAAGGUGUCUGAAUUUUUUUGAUUGCAAAAUUUUAAACUAUUUGUACAAGUAAUUAAAAACUAAAUUUAAGUGAGCAACAUAAACGUGACCAGUUUAGUUACACUUGAGACUUCAUUUGUUCUUAAUACUAAUUGAAAACAUAUCAAAACAUUUCCUUUGUGUAAUGGGUGCUUAAAUACACAACACGUGACAUAGGGAGCGUAUGAUGAUAAAAGAAUUGUUACCAAGGACAAAGUGUUAAAUAUUAAAUGUUAACUGUUACUCCAGAGAAGGAGGGCUGUUCUAGAAUGGCUAAAAGUCAGCAAAGGUAUUUCCUUAUAUUUAAAUCAUUUCAGUCUUUAACUGUUUUCAUGUAGGUAGGCUAGAUCUUGUGGGAAUUCUAAAGGGAUUCAUUCCUUGUUAGACGAUCAUGUUCACUCAUUGUCUUUUUUGGGCUUUUUUGGUUACUAUAAACUCCUGUUAAAUGCUGACUUAGAACAGAAUUCUGAAGAAGUGCACAGGAUUAAUUUGAGUUUCAUUUAAAAGUUCUGUUUUUGUACUGAAAAUUAUUGUGCUUUAGUCUUUGUAGCUGUCAUUUGUGUUUAAAUAUUGAUAUAUCUUACAUGAGCAAUUUCAGGAUAUAGUUUUGAUUUUUCUGUCAGCUUUGGAAUAACUAACUGAAAACAACACAGCGGUGUAAUGUUGUGUGUUGUUGAAGUCUCAUCUGUAACAGACAUUGACUCAUUUGAAUUCUUUUUAAAUAGAAAUAUAAGUGCAGUUGGGAUAUAACAUAAACUUUGAAUUGAUAAUAUCUAAUCCUUUCUUGUAUUGCAUGUUGCAACUUGAUUUUUUUCUGAAAAAGAACAAAGAGUUAUGUCAUUCUGCAUUUCCCUAGAUCAGUAUUGCCUAGGAAUAUGAAGAACUACUUUGGGAAAAAAAAAAUCUACAAGAUACAGAAUGUCUCUUCUUUCAGAAGCUUAACAUUCUAGAAUGUACUGGGUUACAGAAAUAGAUGCACGCUCAACAGCUUUUUGCAGUUAAAAGCCAUAAUUUACUUCUGGAAACAGAUAUUCUACUGUAGAUUUCAGAUGCUGUCACCACACUUAAGAAUGUUUAAAAAAUACACUACAGUGUUUACUACAUAAUAUGCUACGUAACAGUGUCCCAUGUAAUACAUUUGCAAGAAGAAAAUACUCUUACUUUGGAUGCCUCUGUGUUGUCAGAACUCUUCUUCAUACCUGUAGUUAAGGUACUCCCUCCUCUCUCAGCUUAAUUGUGGUCCUCUUAGAGUGUAUAUGGAUUUACGUCUGAGGCAUCUGUCAGUACAAAUGCAUAAAUUGGGGAACUACACUUUUAUAUCCCUUCUUUAACAUAGCUGCUGCCGGAAAUCUGGCUUAUUCACCUAGUGUGAGUUCCCAGUUUCCAGUGCUUAUCUUCAUGUGUGUUGCACUUCAUUUUUAGGAAGCUGUUUUUCCUUUGUAAUCCAGUUUCUCUGGAUUAUUAAGCAAAUAUUAAUAUGUAAAAUUGAAAAGGAUAUUUUUCUAAAUGGUAUUAAAAUGCUUUCAGAUAUUGCAUCUGUGUGUUUGAGAGGGCAUGUCUAACUUUGAAGUUUAAUUAGUCCUCUCCCUCCGUCACUCUGCUCUAUUUAUCUGCCAAUUUGUCUUUCAGUUAAUUGAGUUCGUAGAAGAAAACAUAAUAUUCUUAUUGUAGUUGUGCCAAAGUACUAUUGAGAAAAUGGCGUAUCCUAGCUUGGAGUCAUUCCCAAAUUGCAUUAGCUAAUUUUGCAGUCCUGCUGAAUUGCGGACUUAGUAAGCAACUAUAUGUUAUUCCUCCUAGUUUUUUAGAUGUAUUGUCAUUCCCCUGUUGUCUAAAUAAUUUCCUGAAUAUUGGCACAUUUCCAAAUUUCUGCACAAGCUUCUAAUUUUUCCUUUAUUAUUUUCUUGUUCUGUUUGUAAAUUGUUUGAUAAUACCAUUCGGCAGUCUUGCUCAACUUCUAAUAGACUGUCUGCUCAUUUCACACAUUUUCUUGUGUUAGAAAUAAUUUUUUUAAAUCUCAUUCUGAGUUGUUAAAAUGAGAUCAGUCCUAGCUUUAUUCUGUAUUAGCUUCCUAAGACUUUCUUCAGUUUGGUGAACUCUGUUCACAGCUCGUGGUCAGUUUCUAGUACUUAGACAUUUUUAUUCAAGUCAGCUUCCACUGCCAUCUCCAUGAUGCUUUCUGGUAUUUUUCUAGAAAUGCUUUCUGUGGUAACUGCUGAAAUACAUGGCUAUAACAACAAGAUUUUUCUCAUACUAUUGUUUUGUUGUUUGCUUUAUCUACAAAGAGCUGUGUUACCAAAGUAAAUAUAAGUAAAUGUUGUGACUUACUCUGAAUUUCUGUAUUCUAGGAAGAAUUAUUCCCCUCAAGUUUUGUUUUUGCAGGGGAGUAUAUGACUAUGCUGUAGAGCCCAGAAGCUAGAUGAAACUUCAAGAAUGUAUUUGAAGCCUAUCCUGUCUCCUCCCAUAUUACAGUGUGUAUCCUGAGCUCCUGUCUUUUGUAACUUCCUAGCUAAUUGGAAAGAUGUUUGUAUGAUCUUGUAGCUGAAUUUCUUCACUACCUUGAAGCAGUGUGGUGCUGGGAUUGUUGUUAUGAUUGCACUUAUUUUUAGGCUGAGUGAUAGCUUAAUGUGGUGUUGGGUUUUCAUAAUGUUCUGUUAAAACUGGGAAAUUGGAUUGUCAGUAUUUUUAAGCGUGAAUGUCCUGUCCUCAUAAACUACAAUUUGAAACUGUCCAAUAAUGAUUUUUUCUCUUGUAAUGUUAGAUUUUCCACAAAAGAGGAUGAUGUCUGUCAAACCUGCAAAAAGCAUUGACAGGAAAAUACCUUGCUUGCUGAUCAGUUUGUUUCAGUGGGUCUCUUAACUCCCUAAUGUGUUUUUAAUUUCAUAGUGGUAUUUAAAUUUGAUUGCAGUUUUGUGCAGUCAGAAAUCUAAAUACUUGUUGGAAUAUGUUGCCCAUUUUUUAAUAAGUGUGUUGAUUCAUGUAUUAUAAGCCAAAUCGUCUAGCCAUUCUUGAAGUAAACAGGGCAUCUGUACUGUGGUGAAGGCUCUAUGAUUUGGUCUCUUCCUCCUAUCUUGUAUAAUUACAACACAGUAGAUUGGUAAAAGUACUGUACACUGUAACUGGUAUUAGAACUGUUAAUUAAAACAUUUUUCUCUCUAAUGGAGUAUACUGCACUUUAUUGAAAUCAUUAGGAUGCAUCUUUUACGUAGAGGUGCUGUUUGUGUUGAUGGAUGUGACUGAGAACAGAUUGUAUAAGAAUGAAGCCAUAUGUACAAGGCCUUGUCUCUUAAAUUUUAUGAAGAAAUACUGGACACUUACUCUUUGUGUUAUGAAUUAUAAGCCAUUUAUAUUUAAUAUGAGCAUAAUUGACAUAAUUUAUUGAUUUUAUUUCUGAUAAGAAAUCUUAACUUUGGAAAGUAUUUCUGUAGUAGGGAACAUGUAAAACCUUUCCAUAUUUAUCAUUGUGAAAUAAAUUUCAAUCAGUUUUUGGGCUAGUACUAAAGAUUUUUCCAUAGUUAGCUGAAAGAAAUUGAGCUUUUAUGUGUUGUGGAACUGGCGCUUUAGGGGUGUCUUGGGGUUGUCCUAUGCAGAGAUAGGAGUUGGAUGAGAUGAUCCUUGUAGGUCCCUUCCAACUCGGCUUAUUCUUUGAUUCUGUGGUAACGUAUACAGGAUGCUAUAAUAUAAAAGAAUGGUGAGUUGUAGUUAACAGAAAAAAAAAGAAACACUAGUUUGUUUUUUUUUUUUUUGAGAGAAUGCUAAGUAUGAUUUGAUAUUUCUUUCAUAUUCUGGGUUAAUGUUAAUUUUUUUUUGGGAUCUGCAAUAAUUUUGAAAGGAACUUUUAUUUUCUAGUAGCUUUAUUCUAGAACACUGAAGAGCCAAAGCCUUCUCACUAUUUACUGCUACACCUUUCUCUAGAGGUUCUCCAGUGUCAGGGAGCCCUUCAAGUUUUAUUAGGUUUGGCAUACAUACCACUUAACCUGUUUGUUAAAGCAGCCGUUUGCAGGUCAGGGGUUUCAUGUACUCUUCAGGUUAACUACUAUUUGAGGCUGAUCGGUGGUAUACAUAGUGUGGGGCACUCCGGAGAAAACUUGAGAUUAUCUGGGAAGAGAUGCUGAAAGUUAGUGAAGUGUACUUGUGCGUGGUGGCAGACUUUCCCCGUCAAGCAGUUUAAAGCAACUAGAAGGGCUCUUGUCUCCACAGAUUGUGAAGACUAAAAGUCAGUGUGGAGUAUAGUUAGGAAGUUCAUGUAUGUAUGGAAAUGCAUGAUGAAAGUAGUGCUGUGUGUGAAUGUAUUUUGGCAACAAGGGUAAAUUAAGAUGCAGUACUAUAUUUGUCAGUUUAUAUUUUAUUAGAAUCAUCUUGAAUAAUGUUCAGUUCCUAUUUACUUUAAGCCUUGAGGAGAUAAUUGUGAGGAGAAAUGUUGCCUAGAAUUAGUAUAGUUAAAAAAAUUACAAUGUACUACUGUAUUAAAUUUUAUAAAAUGUAGUGUGAAACCACUGGUAUAAUGAAGGUGACUGGAAUUUUUUCCAGUGUGUCUCUUGGUUAACUUGGAAAUGGGAUUCUUUGAAGAAGAAUAAUAGCUGCAGAACAGAUUAUUUCCCUUCCCCCUCCUUUUUUUUUUCCUCCUUUUCAUUGCUUGCUACUCUCAUGUUACCACUGUUUGCCUUUGGGAUAACAGGUUUUAUUAAUUCUCUUUGAGUGAAAGAAGUGCCUUUGAUGUAGC